GUGGACGCGCGGUCACGUGAUGCGUCCGUGAGCCUCGCCUAGGAAAGCGCGGACGCGGUUUGAGUUGUGGGGAAAGGGGGCGGUGGGGCAAGAUGGCGGCGCACCUGUCCUACGGGCGAGUGAACCUGAACGUGCUGCGCGAGGCGGUGCGUCGCGAGCUGCGCGAGUUCCUGGACAAGUGCGCGGGAAGCAAGGCUAUAGUUUGGGACGAGUACCUGACAGGACCAUUUGGCCUGAUUGCACAGUAUUCCCUACUGAAGGAACAUGAAGUGGAAAAAAUGUUCACACUUAAGGGAAAUCGUUUGCCAGCAGCUGAUGUCAAGAAUAUUAUUUUCUUUGUCAGACCCAGGCUAGAAUUGAUGGAUAUAAUUGCUGAAAAUGUGCUCAGUGAAGACAGACGUGGCCCAGUGAGAGAUUUCCACAUUUUGUUUGUGCCACGACGUAGCUUGCUGUGCGAACAGCGGUUAAAGGAUCUGGGUGUUUUGGGAUCCUUUAUUCAUAGGGAGGAGUACAGCUUAGAUCUCAUUCCAUUCGAUGGAGAUCUCUUAUCCAUGGAAUCAGAGGGUGCGUUCAAAGAGUGCUACCUGGAGGGCGACCAGACGAGCCUGUACCACGCAGCCAAGGGGCUGAUGACCCUGCAAGCUCUGUACGGAACGAUCCCGCAGAUCUUUGGGAAAGGAGAAUGUGCUCGGCAAGUGGCCAACAUGAUGAUCAGGAUGAAGAGAGAGUUCACGGGAAGCCAGAAUUCAAUAUUUCCGGUUUUCGAUAAUCUCUUGUUGCUCGAUCGAAACGUGGAUUUGUUAACGCCUCUUGCCACUCAGCUCACGUACGAAGGACUCAUUGAUGAAAUUUAUGGCAUUCAGAACAGCUACGCGAAAUUACCUCCAGAGAAGUUUGCACCGAAGAAACAGGGUGAUGGUGGUAAGGCUCCCACAGAAGCAAAGAAGCUUCAGCUGAAUUCUGCAGAGGAGCUCUACGCUGAGAUCCGGGAUAAGAACUUCAACGCGGUGGGCUCCGUGCUUAGCAAGAAAGCAAAGGUCAUCUCGGCAGCGUUCGAGGAAAGGCACAACGCGAAAACAGUCGGGGAGAUCAAGCAGUUUGUUUCCCAGCUGCCGCACAUGCAGGCCGCACGGGGCUCCCUCGCGAACCACACCUCGAUCGCAGAGUUAAUCAAAGACGUCACUACUUCGGAAGACUUCUUUGACAAAUUAACAGUGGAACAGGAGUUUAUGUCUGGAAUAGACACUGAUAAGGUCAACAAUUACAUUGAGGAUUGUAUUGCCCAAAAGCAUCCAUUGAUCAAGGUGUUAAGGCUGGUGUGCCUCCAGUCCGUGUGUAACAGUGGACUCAAACAAAAAGUCUUGGAUUAUUACAAAAGAGAAAUUCUCCAGACGUACGGCUACGAGCACAUCUUGACCUUGUACAACCUGGAGAAGGCCGGGCUGCUGAAACCACAGACGGGUGGCAGAAACAACUACCCAACGAUUCGGAAAACGUUACGCCUCUGGAUGGAUGAUGUUAACGAACAAAAUCCCACGGACAUAUCUUACGUGUAUAGUGGUUACGCACCGCUCAGUGUGCGACUGGCCCAGCUGCUGUCCCGGCCUGGCUGGCGUAGCAUCGAGGAGGUUCUCCGCAUACUCCCAGGGCCCCACUUCGAAGAACGGCAGCCCCUGCCCACAGGACUGCAAAAGAAACGUCAACCAGGAGAAAACCGAGUCACUCUGAUAUUUUUCCUCGGGGGUGUAACCUUUGCAGAAAUUGCUGCCCUGCGAUUUCUCUCGCAGUUGGAAGAUGGAGGUACAGAGUAUGUAAUUGCUACCACUAAACUAAUGAACGGAAGCAGCUGGAUAGAGGCUCUGAUGGAGAAACCUUUCUAGGGUGUUCAAAGGAUACAGAACAAGUGUAUUGCAGGAUAAACUGCCUUUUUGAAGAAGUUGCUGAAAUGAAGUGAAACCCAUAGAAGAAACACAGGAAUACAGAAUUCACUUUGGAGUCAGCUUCUUAAGUUAUACUACUGUCUUCCCCUUUCUGUUUCUCUUUUGUGUUCCUAAUUUCUAGAAGAAGGAAGAAUAGAAGAGAAUCAACCUGGGUAAAAGAAACACUGGUUUUGAGUUUUCUAAGCCCAGGAUCUUCGUUAGAAGCUUCUGGAGGUAUAUUAGGGACGCUGGGGUGGAUAAUCCAUACAGCCACACAAAGGAGGCCAGUUCUUAAAAUAAGAAAGCUGAGACUGAGGAAGAAAAAAAUGGAAAUAAAAGUAGAAUGUCCAAAAUCUAAUACACAGUGCUGUAUUUCUUGAAGACACAUCAUGCCUAGGACAGUGGAUAAAUGUCAGGAACUAGAGAUGAUGUUAUCCCUGAGUUGAAAUUUCUUUUUCUGAAGAGUAUGGCAGAUUAUAUUUACGGUCACCAGUCUAUGUCUUAACUGAUCACUGAAGCAAGUUUUUCUGUUUCUCCUUCUUACAAAGCAAAAGGUUUAGGGGGGCUUCCUGUCCAGAAACAAAGUUUAUGCUCUGUCUGAUCGGCUCCAUCUGUGUAGGUUCCAUACUCAUGCAGGGCUUUUUACAUCGAACGACGUAAUCGUUGAGGAGCAGCAGCUUCCUGAGACCUUUAGUGUACGCGUUAUCAACUCCAGGCUGGUGCCUCCGCUGAGGUUUCCACUUUCUUUCCUGCCCAUGAUGGGCCCAACUUCCAGCUGGUCCCACUCUGAGCAGUGGUUACUCUUGUUUCCUCAGCAUCUUCUGACUCCGUCUCCGUGGCAGCUACCCCAUGUGCUUUUCUGGCAGCCUGCGGCCACUCUGUACUCAGCCUCUUGUAUCUGUUUUGCUUGAAAACACGAAGCUGUUUCAGUCCCUGGUCUGUGAUCUCAGCCUUCUCUGGUGUAUCUCAUCGAUGAUAUUGGAGUCCAGCAGCCACAGCUGCUGCUCCUGCAGGGAUCUGUCAGGCGGGCCGUGGUAGAGAGCAGGGUUGUUGGUGGAGAAGUUGGAGAACCAUGUGUGCUUGCUUCCCCCCUGCUCCAUCCCAGUGUCUGGAGGAGUUGGGGGAACCAAGGAGACCAAGUCAAGGUCAUGGCUUCACUGCCCAAGUCUCCAGCAAAAUUAGUGCCCUGCUUUGCUCUGUCCCACCAGGUGUGGUUUGUGUUGUAACUUGGUAACCACACAUGGUUUUUCCUCACUUUUCUCAUCAGUGGAUUCUUAUGAGUGAAAGAGAAAUUCUAUAUUUUUAAAAAAUUUCUUUAGUAUAAGCAGGAAGGGUGGCAGGAGCAAUAUUUAAAAGAUUUGUUUCUCAUGGACUUAAUUUGGCCUUGACAGUCAGUAUUUGAAAAUGUCUUAAAGAAAACCAUUCUUGUUUUAGAAAAUCCUUUUUCAAAUACUUGUUAUCCCAGGGAGAUUAGUUUAUACCUUCCAGCCCCAGCAGUUGUCAGCCUCAGCUGCUUCAGAGAAUGAAAUCCACCUUGUCCCCCAAUGUUUUUGGCUCAUGGGAUUCAAUUCAAGUCUGGUCAAGUCUCCUUGGCUGGGGUUUUUGUCCUGUGAACAGAUACUCAGUUGUAGUCUCAUGUGUCUACAUUCACUUGUGACUCUAUACUUGCUUGCUCAGAGCAUAGCCAGGUCAGCUCCUAAAAAUGCAUUCAGCAGACUUUAAAACAUCAAUUGCUUCAUUUGUAUGUAAAUACAGGGUGGUAGAUAAUUAUAUAUUAUACGCCUUUGUGUAAGUUCAUUUAAUACUUGAAGCAGUCUUUGUCUCAAACCCUUACUGAGAAAGGGUAUGUGAAUGGUACAUUGAUUCUUGGAGAGGGUGGAUUAUUUACAUCAUGUCUGGACUUUUGUCUAGUUGUGUAGACAGUUCUGCUACACCAGCAGUCUGCUUAAUAAAGGAGUCUACAUAGACA
Microcebus murinus (gray mouse lemur) is the source of this 3888-nucleotide messenger RNA. RefSeq names its product VPS33A core subunit of CORVET and HOPS complexes (gene VPS33A). The record is from RefSeq and is a predicted model, not a curated record. Gene Ontology annotation, biological process: vesicle-mediated transport. Lineage: Eukaryota; Metazoa; Chordata; Mammalia; Primates; Cheirogaleidae.